This is a messenger RNA of Phragmites australis (common reed), 2697 nucleotides long. Its product is annotated as protein NDL1-like. The record is from RefSeq and is a predicted model, not a curated record. Lineage: Eukaryota; Viridiplantae; Streptophyta; Magnoliopsida; Poales; Poaceae. The transcript has 11 exons. Bases 1191 to 2177 code for a protein of 328 amino acids.
UACUAGCAGUGUCCCACGAUAUGAAUCCCAGGCUAGUUAUUGACGUAAUCUAGCUCACCAAUUGCCUAUAUUGUGCGUGUCUAUUCCCUUAAAUCUAAUCACGCAAUUUUAGCACCAAAGAUUCUGACUUGCGUACUGCUCUGGUGUCCUAACCGCCGCCUUUCUUGUAGCACUUGUUUAAUCAGAGGUUCUUAAAUUGUCUAGUUCUUUAUCUGCUUGGUUAGUCUCGUUUGGUCCUCACGAGCAUAAGUUUCCAUGGAGUAUUUGGCUGUAGAAAUUCCUUAUUCGACGUAUGCCCCAGAGCUUUUGGAAAUUGGAAGCUCUUGACACUUAUUUCUUAAAAAGGGGCGUGCUAUUGUUUUGCUGCCGGUUAAUUUUAGAUGUUUCCAUGCAACUUAUUUGGCCUGUGGAACCUUCAUGCAGUUUGGACAAAUGUUCCUGUUUGACUGUGGACUAAUGUCUGAGUAAACGGGUGAAAAUAUUCGUGUAGUUUACAAGUCCCUUCAUGUGAAUUUCUUUAAUUUUCAAUGGUAUGCUCUGAGCUGGCAGUCAAACAAUUCAUCUGUACAAUAUUUAUGUGGUAAUCGCUCUUCAAUGGUAUGAUUUGUGUUGGCCUUGGCCUAUUCGUUUCUUGAUAAGUGUAGUUAUGGCUAUUGCUUGUGUAAUGGUGGAGGGAUCAUCCGUGGUUCGUUUUAUGUUCUGUAUUACUUCCCUUUGCCUACAAGCAAUGGUUGUGGGACCAUCACCUUAGCGCCACUACAUCAUAAUGGAACUAUUGUUCCCCUUUUCUUUUGGCUAGCAUCUUGUCAGCUUUAAGUAUUAUAUGCAGAAAACAAGAAUCCUUCAAUCAUGAAGUCAUCACCUUUGCGUCAUUUUGGAGAAAUCCUUUCCUUCAAGCGUCAGGGGAGGACUGCUAGCUUUUCUCCCCUGAAAGAAAUAUUAGAGAUAGUCACCUAAUUUCUUUCUUGACCGAGUUUAAAGGACCAUUUCUCUUUGUAUGGGUGUUUCUGGGCUGUGCCACGAGGACCGCUGACAGCUUAGUUGUAGCAUGGACACAUAAAGUGUAUGACCGAGUUUAAAGGACCAUUUCUCUUUGUAUGGGUGUUAGGCAUUAUGCUAAUUUAAAUAGGUUUACUUCAAUUGAUACACUUCUGGGAUAAUCUACAACCACGUCUCCAUUUGACUGCCAUAUGGAACAUCAUAUACAAACGAAUCAUGGAUCUGUAUCUGUUGCAGUGUAUGGUGACCAUGACAAGCCUGCUUUUGUUACUUAUCCAGAUAUUGCUUUAAAUCAUAUGUCUUGCUUCCAAGGAUUGUUAUUCUGUCCUGAAGCUGCUUCGCUGCUGCUUCACAAUUUUUGCAUUUACCAUAUCAGCCCCCCAGGACAUGAGUUAGGAGCUGCUCCAAUUUCACCAAAUGCUCCUAUACCAUCUGUUGAUGACUUGGCAGAUCAGGUUGCAGAUGUCCUUGAUUUCUUUGGAUUAGGCUCCGUCAUGUGCUUUGGUGUCACUGCAGGUGCUUACAUUCUAACUCUGUUUGCGGCAAAGUAUAGGGAGCGUGUACUAGGUCUUAUCCUUGUUUCACCUCUAUGUAAAUCUCCCAACUGGACUGAAUGGUUAUACAGUAAGGUGAUGUCCAAUUUGCUGUAUUAUUAUGGGAUGUGUGGGUUGGUGAAGGAGUGCCUACUUCAGCGGUACUUCAGCAAGGAAGUGCGAGGAUGCUCUGAGUUACCUGAAUCAGACAUAGCGCAGGCUUGUAGAAGCUUGCUAGAUCAGCGGCAGAGCAUGAAUGUAUGGCGCUUUGUGCAGACAAUGAAUGAGAGAUAUGACUUGACAGAACAGCUGAAGCAGCUGCAGUGUAGAACCCUGAUUUUUGUCGGUGAGAAUUCUCAGUUCCACACUGAGGCUGUUCACAUGACAUCGAAGCUCGAUAGGAGAUAUUGUGCUCUAAUUGAGGUCCAAGCAUGUGGGUCACUCGUAACCGAGGAGCAACCACAUGCAAUGCUUAUACCAAUGGAGUACUUUUUCAUGGGAUAUGGUCUGUACAGGCCGAGCCAGCUUGACUGCAGCCCGCGCAGCCCCCUCAGCCCAUUCUGUAUAUCGCCGGAGCUCCUGUCGCCUGAGAGCAUGGGAGUGAAGCUAAAGCCAAUCAAGACGCGAGUCAGGCUUGAAGUGUAGCAGAAGUGAAUAAGGGUGGUGCAGGGUGAGAGUUUAGGCUAACCCAAGGUUCGUUGUACUGAGGUGCCUGUCUUAAUUUUUGGGGGUAAAGUGAAAUACCUGUUAUACUGUCAUGUAUAUAUAGGAAAGAUGCUAGGUUGGGGAGCUUGGGUGGGUGGUUCUAUUCAUUGAUUUGUUGCCUGAAACCUGUAAAUUGUCAUACAUUGUUUAUCAAAAGAAAUCAAAGGAAAUAAUAGCUGAAGAUGAGGUGUACAGUUUUAUGCCACUGUUCUGUCUGAAGCUUCUAGCUUAUGUUAGGACUGUUGCAUUAUUUUUUAGACAAAGGAUGGCAUUGUUAAGAUACUGGUUUUCAACGAAGGCAUACAUGCACAGAAUGUGAUUCCUUUGCCUACUUUGGAUUUGGACUACUAGGAAUACAUAUACAGACAGGUGCCAUGUCUUGUAUUUCUGUCAUGUUGUAAGCAUAUAUGCACAAUUAUUAAAUUAAGUGGUUGCGUAUUGUGCCACGUUUUCCUAACAA